CGUUACUACUUCCAUUUUCUUUUCCAUGGCUCCAACAAAUGAAAAGGUUAGUAACCAUGUUCCCGAAGAUAUCAUCUUCUCUAUUUUCUCUAAACUACCUUUAAAAUCUGUUCAUCGUUUUACCUGUGUGCGUAAAUCUUUGACUCUUUUAUUUCAAAACCCUAUUUUCAUGAAUAUGUUUGGCAAAAACAUGGUUUCCAAAUAUCAUUCACUACACGAUGAUGAAGCUAUUCUCCUUCUAAACCAUUUUGAUAACAUCGACCGUCAAUGGAAGUUGUAUCUGGUCUCUGAUGAGAAAUUUGAAAGUAAAGUGCAACUGAACUGGCCAUGUCCUUUCAGCCCAAACUAUGGUCCUUCUAAUCCUCAUAUUGUAGGUUCUGCUAUUAAUGGUAUUCUUUGUAUAUGUGAUACAGAAUACUCUUCCAGGAUUGUGUUAUGGAAUCCCGCUACUGAUGAGUUAACUAGGGUUCCUCAGAGUAGGGCUGGAUUGUAUCAUGAGUAUGAAACUCAUUUUGUUAUUCAUGGAUUUGGCUAUGAUCAUGUUAAUGAUGAUUAUAAAAUCAUUCAACGUAUCUGUAGAAACAACUCAUGGAAGAAAAUUAAUGUCGACAUGCGACAAUGCUACCUUAUGAGUGAUGAAGGUGUUGAAGUGUACUUGAAUUGAGUGUGCUAUUGGUGGGGGAAUUCUUGCUUUGUAGACUUUUAAUGGUUUUCUAAUGAAACUGUAUCUGUUUCAACUUCGAUACAUCCUGCCUAUAUUUUCUGUGUAUUAUCUUCCUAAAUGUAAUAGAGUCCCUUGUAUUUGACUCUUACUAUUUAAAACUAAUUUAUGUCAAUGUGAAAUGUUUCUCAAUUAUGUCCCUUUAUUAGUUUAUAUUAUUUGACAAUGUUGAUAGUCAUAAGUGCCAUGUGAAUAAUAUGACCUAUUUGGUAAUCGAUGA
This is a messenger RNA of Vicia villosa (hairy vetch), 941 nucleotides long. Its product is annotated as F-box protein At3g07870-like. NCBI's taxonomy places the organism in Eukaryota, Viridiplantae, Streptophyta, Magnoliopsida, Fabales, Fabaceae. The transcript has a single exon. The record is from RefSeq and is a predicted model, not a curated record. Gene Ontology annotation, molecular function: protein binding. Bases 26 to 664 code for a protein of 212 amino acids.